GUCAAGUUAAGAGAUAAGUGCGGAGUACUCCGUACGCUGCCCGGAUAUUCUAAAAAUCAAGAAACGCCAGGAUACGUUCAAGCGAACUGAUAGAAACAGAGUUCUUCCGAGCUACAGAGCCUGAUUUCCCGAGUCACGUCUUCCAGCUUUAUAAACCAUACCAUUUUGGAGGGCAUCAUGCUUCCUCUAGGUCUUCUCAAUGCGUCGCAAGGCCAUCCGAUGCUCGUCGAGCUAAAGAACGGAGAAACCCUCAAUGGUCACCUGGUCAACUGCGACAGUUGGAUGAAUCUUACCCUCAAAGAAGUCGUUCAGACCAGUCCCGAAGGAGACAGAUUCUUCAGACUACCUGAAGUUUAUGUUAGAGGAAAUAAUAUCAAAUUUCUCAGAGUUCCAGAAGAAGUUGUCGAGAUAGCUAGAGAUCAGCAGCAGCAAAACCAACCGUCAACUCGUGGGCGUGGCGGUGCACAACAAUCCCGUGGUGAUAUGGGACGAGGAGAACGCGGCAGAGGCGGAGGUCGUGGUGGAAGAGGCCGAGGAAGAGGGAGAGGAGGAUGAUAUUUGACGAUUGUUGCUCAGUCCUGAAAGAAAGCACAUUGGUAUUCUCUCUGUUAUGAAAUAAUGACUUUUUGUGAACAUGAGAACUGGGCCUGAAACAACACAACCGUACGGUUCUCCCGAACGACUCAAUCCUCGUACUCCUUCAUGCGUACGCAGGAGUCCUGCUCCAAGUAGCGAGAAUGCUCGAUAUGCGGGGGAAUCUGUAUCGCUUGUAGAUGGAGAGCCUAUCUACGGUACAGAAUGGACGUAUGCUAAAUGGGACUUGAACAAAUCAUUCCCAGGGCUAAAGAUUUAGAUAUCUAAAAAUGUUAUAUACAUCUGUCUCCCGGUUACAUCCAGGAAUAUUGCCUA
Messenger RNA from Coccidioides immitis RS, 909 nucleotides. RefSeq names its product small nuclear ribonucleoprotein. The coding region runs from base 178 to 555 and encodes 125 amino acids. The transcript is spliced from 3 exons. Lineage: Eukaryota; Fungi; Ascomycota; Eurotiomycetes; Onygenales; Onygenaceae. Gene Ontology annotation, biological process: P-body assembly; nuclear-transcribed mRNA catabolic process; mRNA splicing, via spliceosome. The record is from RefSeq and is a predicted model, not a curated record. Gene Ontology annotation, molecular function: U6 snRNA binding. Gene Ontology annotation, cellular component: U6 snRNP; P-body; spliceosomal tri-snRNP complex.